Molecule: messenger RNA, 2025 nt
Organism: Oldenlandia corymbosa var. corymbosa
Lineage: Eukaryota; Viridiplantae; Streptophyta; Magnoliopsida; Gentianales; Rubiaceae
Source: the annotation of a GenBank genome assembly
AUGUGGAGAAGAGGAGCCAAUCUAGAAGGAGAUGCUGCUAAUUUCAUUGAAACCGAGCAGCUGCUGGAACUUGAAGGUUCAAGCUUGUCAUUUUUGCAAGUCCGGGGAUCCAUCCCUCUCAUCUGGGAACAAAUUGUUGAUCUGAGCUAUAAACCACAACUUAAUAUCAUUAGUCAUGACCAAACGUCAAAAGUUGUCGAGCGGCAUUUUAAUGACCUUUUACAAAGAUAUGGGGAGGUUCUUGCUGUUGACCUUACUAAUAAGCAUGGUGAUGAGGGUCGACUAAGUGCCGCUUAUGCUGCAGAAAUGCAGAAGCUACCAAAUGUAAGAUAUGUUUCAUUUGAUUUUCAUCAAGCUUGUGGCAACUCAAACUUCGAGAAUAUAGAGCUUUUGUACUCUCAGAUCUCAGAGGAUUUUGAAAAGCAAGGAUAUUUCCUCUUAGGCAAAGGAGGUGAAGUUUUGUCGGAGCAGAAGGGAGUGAUCAGAUCAAACUGCAUUGACUGUCUUGAUAGGACAAAUGUUACACAGAGCUUCUUGGCUAGGAAAGUUUUGAAUUCUCAACUCCAGAAAGUUGGAGUAUUUUCUGCAACUGAGAACAUUUCGGAUUUUGGUGAAGAUUUUGAGAUCUACAAGAACUUGUGGGUGGAUCAAGGUGAUGAGAUAAGCCUCGAAUAUUCUGGAACCCAUGCUUUAAAAAGGGACAUGGUCAGGUAUGGAAAGCAAACAAUGGCUGGUUUACUUCAAGAUGGAGUGAGUUCUCUAUCAAGAUACUAUCUAAAUAAUUUUCAAGAUGGUGUUCGACAGGAUGCCAUUGAUCUUAUCAGUGGUCGAUAUGAUGUAAAUAGUAGCAGGCCCUUGUCUUCCCAGAUCAGAGGACUUGAGCCAAUCUCCUACCUCCCCGUAGCAUCAGCUUUGCUUAUUGGAGGGUUAACAAUGACCUCCAUUACUCUGAAUCAAGCGGGACGAAAUGCACAAUCAUAUCUGUCCUCUGUUCUUUGUGCUGGUGUAACUGCUGGAGUGAUGGCUUUAGAUUCUUUCGAAGAGUUUGAUGGCGAUAGUGAAGAUUACAGUGCAGUGUUUGCUAUAAAUGAGGAAUUUGCAAAAAGGCAGAAUGCUGUUGAUUGGGUGAAAGGCAUGGAUUUAGCAAAUUGUAUGGCUGCAGAUGCCGGCACAACGAUUACUCUUAAACAUAUUCACCCAUUCUGGGCAACCCUUAAUAUCGGUGAACAAGCUGCUACUGGUAGUUCGGGAGAUGUGGAUGAUGAUGUCCUUUAUUUUAGACAGUUGAUGGAAGAACUGAACGCAUAUCCUCAAGCAGUACGAUGCAAGGCAUUUUUUGAAAGAUGGUUAGUCCGACAAGAAGAGCUGAUGAAUGAGCUUAUGGCAGUUCAAGGAUCUACCCAGGCUGACGAGAAUACGGCCAGGGAUUUAAUAGCUCGAGUUCUUGAGCACUAUCAAGAAUACUAUUCUGAAAAAUCCAGGAUGGCCAAUGCUAACGUUUUCUUAGCAUUUUCAGCACCUUGGUUUUCUCCAUUGGAAAGAACUUUGCUCUGGAUUGCCGGGUUCAAACCCGGCGUAGUAUCCAGCCUGGCGAUGAGGUCGGUGGACGAUUUAACCGAUGACCAAAUCAGGAGCAUCGAAACCCUGAGCAGGGAAACCAACAGGCAAGAAAAACUCCUAAAUGAAGACAUGGCGAGGAUCCAGGAGAGCGUUGGUGGGCCGCCAAUGGUGGAGCUGGCUAAGAGACAGACCGGGUAUUGGCCCAUUGAUGGCGCAAUAGAUGAGGUGGGUGAUCAGAUUGAGAGCUUGAGGUUGGCAAUGGUGAAUACCCUGAGUGAUGCGGAUGGGUUGAGGAUAAGGACGGCGGAGAGGAUGGUUGGAAUACUGUCGCCUAUUCAGAAUGUGAAACUGUUUGCAGCCGCGGCUCAGCUCCAGUUAAAAAUUCGGAUGCUGGGUAAUCAGCGGGAGGCAGCUCGUCGGCGGGAGGGCUGUGGAUCUUAUGAUGAUCCGAGCAACGGCUGGUAG